AUGCCGACUAUUGAAAUCAUGAGGGAUACCUUUGCAUCCGGAAUUGGUUCAAAUGAAGAAGUUGAAAUUGUCAUUGCUUCACCUUAUGGUCAAUUGGCUGACAAGCAAACAAGAAUUAGACACUUAAAAUUGUAUCAAGCUGCACUAAGUGGUGAUUGGAGCAUGGCUGAGGGUAUUUACAAGAAACAUAAAAAUGAUAUAAGAGCGAGGAUAUUAAAGGACGGGGACACUGCUCUCCAUAUUGCAGCUGCAGCAGAGCAAACUGAUUUUUUGAAAAAGCUGGUGGAUAAUAUAAAUAAAGAGGAUUUAGCUACUACAAAUUAUGCAGGCACUACAGCUUUUUGUCUUGCUGCUGUGUCUGGAAAUGUGGAACAUGCUCAAGUGAUGAUGGAUAAGAUGAAAAAAGAGGAUUUAACUACAAAGAAAGGAGCUGGAAAAACAGCUUAUUGUCUCUCUGUUGAGUCCCAGAAGGUGGAACUUCCCAACAUGAUAGAGGAGAGUACAAACUUAGCUGAUGUCCUGGAAAGGAGUAGAAACUUAGCAAUGAUCCGAGGUAGAAAUGAGAUGUCACCACUUUACAUGGCCGCUCUGUUUGGCCAUAAAGAGAUGGUACAGUUCCUUUAUAAGGCCACUGAUGACGAGUCAUUACACGACAACGACCGCAUUGAAUUGCUUAUCACUCUAAUAAGCAACGGUUUGUAUGUUAUUCUUUUAAGGAACACUGUGAAUUCCCAUCAGGAGAGAUAUGAUUUGACAAAACAAAUGAAAGAACCCUUUCAUAACACAAGUGGCUUGCCAGAGAAACACCCGGAGUUAGCCGUCGCUUGUGAUGGAAAUGAGGAGACAGCAUUGCUUGCCUUGGCUCAAACGCUUAUUGCCUCUCAAAUUCAGCAAGGAUUUUGGAAACAACGUGUCAAUUUGUUUUCAGGUGCCAACGCCAAGUUGCCUCCAAAAGCACUUGAACUAAUCCGAUGCCUUUGGGAACAAAUCAUAUUGUCACAUGACUCUGCAGUUUCAAAUAUUAUUAAAACUGCCCGACAACUGAUAUUUGUUGCUGCAGAACUAGGAAACAUUGAGUUUCUAACUAUACUUAUAUGUGAAUAUCCUGAUUUGAUACUGGAAGUUGAUAAAAAUAAUUAUAGCAUAUUUCAUUUUGCUGUUGUGAAUCAUCGUAAGGACAUCUUAAAACUCAUACAUGAGAUAGGUACUUUUAAGGAUUUGAUAGUUGCUUCUAAGGAUAAAAAAGACAAUAAUAUCUUGCAUUUGGCUGGAAUGUUGGCACCACCAGAUCGGCUCAAUGUUGUAUCAGGAGCUGCUCUGCAACUGCAGCGAGAGUUGCUGUGGUUUAAGGAGGUCAGUAAAAUUAUGCAUCCAUUGGAUGCCUGGGAUAAAAACAGUGAAGGGAAAACUCCUAGAGCUUUAUUUACUAAGGAGCAAGGAGAAUUAAAGGGAAAGGGAGAGAAAUGGAUGAAGGACACUGCAAACUAUUGCAUGAUUGUGGCAACUCUUAUUGCCACUGUGGUUUUUGCAGCAGCUUUCACUGUCCCAGGUGGCACCAAAGACGAGACAGGGACUCCUCAUUUUGUUCAAAAAACUUCCUUCAAAAUUUUUGUUUUUUCAGAUGCAGUUUCGCUUGUAUCUUCUGCUUGCUCCAUCUUAACCUUUUUAUCCAUUCUAACUUCCCGGUAUGCAGAAGAAGAUUUCCUCUCACAGUUACCAAAAAAGCUGGUUGCUGGACUUACAACACUUUUAUUAUCAAUAGCAGCAAUGAUGGUAGUGUUUUGUGCGACUAUUUUCAUUGUUUUCAAAGAUGGAGUGCUGUGGGUUCCUAUUCUUGUUACUGUAAUCACUUCUAUACCAGUCCUUUUGUUCACUAAGCAACAAUGGCGUCUCCUUUUUGAUGUGGUGCGUUCUACAUAUGUAAGUAGCUCUCUUUUCCAGCCACACAAACGUGCCAAGGGAAAGCAAUGGAGCCAAAGAAGAGGAAGUAACUCAGUGUACUGA
Molecule: messenger RNA, 2004 nt
Organism: Pistacia vera
Lineage: Eukaryota; Viridiplantae; Streptophyta; Magnoliopsida; Sapindales; Anacardiaceae
Product: ankyrin repeat-containing protein At5g02620-like
Exons: 6
Coding region: 1-2004 (667 amino acids)
Molecular function (GO): protein binding
Source: RefSeq, a predicted model, not a curated record